CUUUUGACAGAUGGUAUGGGUCGUACCUUUUUUCCUUUUUUCUCUUUUUGUGAUCCGUGCCUUCCACUUGUGUCGGUUUGCUUGAUACUCUGAAAAUAAGGGACAGCAUGCCAGAAAUGACGGAAGUGGAGAAACCCGCAGUCGCAGAGGCCAGCAAGCCUGAAUCAGAAUCUUCCACUGACAGUGACACUGAAGAAGACAUCCCAGAGUUGGAAGAUGCAGGGGGCAAUGCAGGGACUGCAGUUAAUGCUGCGGCGGCCGCAGCGUCGUUCCCUGGGGCCGCAGCAGCUGGCUUGCCAAUUGACAUGGUCUCCAAGGCCAAGCAGUCCAGGGGGGAGAAGAAAGCUAGGAAAAUUAUGUCAAAGUUAGGCUUGAAACCAGUCCAAGGUGUAAGCCGCGUGACGAUUCGCAAAUCCAAGAACAUCCUCUUUGUGAUCACAAAACCUGAUGUGUACAAAAACCCUGUCAGUGACACAUACAUUGUGUUUGGUGAGGCAAAGAUAGAGGAUCUGUCACAGCAGGCCCAAGUGGCUGCUGCAGAAAAAUUCAAAGAGGCGAAUCCGGCUGCCGCAGGGGCUGGUGUUGCCGGUGGAGCUGGAUUGGCAGCCCAUGAUGGGGCGCUGGCUGUAGGGGCGGCGGCUGGUGCUGCGGGGGCCGCAGGACAGGUGGGCACGAUACAAGAAGAGUCUGAGGAUGAGGAGGUCGACGAAUCUGGUGUGGAGGAGAAAGACGUAGAGUUGGUGAUGUCACAAGCGAACGUAAGCCGAGCGAAGGCUGUGAAGGCGCUAAAGAAUAAUAGUAAUGAUAUAGUAAACGCCAUCAUGGAACUCACCAUGUGAGUUCCUCCUUUCGUUCAUACGUUGCCGCUUUCGUUUUAAUUAUUUACCAUUAUUUCGUACUUUUAUCUUUGGGUUACAUUACAUUACAUAAGAAUCCAGUGUUGUAAAUACAUAUUAAAUCAUUAGUUGUAUAAUA
Messenger RNA from Acanthoscelides obtectus, 975 nucleotides. NCBI's taxonomy places the organism in Eukaryota, Metazoa, Arthropoda, Insecta, Coleoptera, Chrysomelidae. The record is from the annotation of a GenBank genome assembly.